AUGAUGUUGGCCACUCUGGUUGAUGACCUUUACUGUGACUUGGACGAUAGUGCGCCUGUCUUGGUCUUGUUGGAACUCUCUCCAGCUUUCGAUACCAUUGGCCAUGGUUGCCUUGGGAUUGGGAGCACGGCCUUGCAGUGGUUCUGCCCCUUCCUUAGUGAACUAUUCCAGAUGGUGGUGGUAGGAGAGGAGAGGUUGGCCUACUGGUCCCUCACCUGUCGGGCAGAUGAGAUCGGUGUGACCUACGCCACCUAUGCGCAGGCCAUGACUCAGGAACCACAGAGAUCUUCCACUGCCCAAGUCCUCUGCAGCCCCCACCCCAUCAUUGGCAGAGCCUCGCCGGUCGCCAAUGCGGAAUUUCUCCGGCAGCUGCUCGAGCUCCGCAAGAUCUUCUUCCCCCAGCUGGUGAGCGCCGAAAGCGCCUGGCUGUGCCUGCACUCGGCGGCGCUGGUCUCGCGGACCUUCCUCUCCAUCUACGUGGCCGGGCUGGACGGGCAGAUCGUGAAGUCCAUCGUGGAGAAGAAGCCGCGCAGCUUCGCCUGGAAGCUGAUCCAGUGGCUGACGGUCGCCGUCCCGGCCACCUUCGUCAACAGCGCCAUCCGCUACCUCGAAUGCAAGCUGACCUUAGCGUGCCGCACCCGCCUGGUGGAACAUGCCUACCUGACCUAUUUCGCCGAGCAGACUUACUACAAGGUGAUCAACAUGGACGGGAGGCUGGCGAACCCCGACCAGUCGCUCACGGAAGACAUCACGAUGUUCUCCCAGUCCGUGGCCCACCUCUACUCCAACCUGACCAAGCCCAUCCUGGACGUGGUGCUCACCGCCUACACGCUCAUCCAGACGGCCCGGGCGAGAGGAGCCAGCCCCGUCGGCCCCACGCUGCUGGCCGGCCUGGUGGUGUACGCCACGGCCAAAGUGCUGAGAGCCUGCUCGCCCAGGUUUGGCAAGCUGGUGGCGGAGGAGGCUCACCGCAGGGGCCACCUGCGCUACCUCCACUCCCGGAUUAUUGCCAACGGGGAAGAGAUCGCUUUUUAUAGAGGGCACAAGGUCGAAAUGAACCAACUUCAGAAAAGUUACAAAGCUCUGGAGGAACAAAUGAACGUCAUUUUGUCCAAGCGCUUCUGGUACAUCAUGCUAGAGCAGUUCCUGAUGAAAUAUGUCUGGAGUAGCAGCGGCUUGAUUAUGGUGGCAGUACCUAUCAUCACUGCAAGAGGAUUUGCAGAUGGUGAAUUGGAAGAUGGUCAGAAACAAGCAAUGGUCAGUGAACGAACAGAAACCCUCACUACCUCACGAAAUUUAUUGGUCUCUGGAGCAGAUGCCAUUGAACGGAUUAUGUCUUCUUACAAAGAGGUCGCAGAAUUAGCAGGCUACACUGCUCGUGUUUACAAUAUGUUUUCAGUCUUCGAUGAAGUAAAGAGAGGCAUUUACAAAAGGGCAGAUGUUACUCCAGAACGUGAAAGGAGCAACAAGAAGAGAAAUAAAGUCAAACAGUAUAUUAACGGCCCCUUAGAAAUCAAAGGAAGAGUAAUAGAUAUUGAUCAUGGGAUUAUCUGUGAAAAUGUUCCUAUUAUUACCCCAAAUGGAGAUGUGGUGGUUUCCAGGCUAAACUUCAAAGUUGAGGAAGGAAUGCAUCUUCUAAUUGCUGGUCCCAACGGCUGUGGGAAGAGUUCCCUUUUCAGAAUUCUAAGCGGUUUGUGGCCUGUCUAUGAAGGAGUGCUAUACAAACCACCUCCUCAGCAUAUGUUCUACAUUCCACAAAGGCCUUACAUGUCCCUUGGAACACUUCGGGAUCAAGUCAUCUAUCCUGAUUCAGUGGAUGACAUGCAUGAAAAAGGAUACCAAGACCAGGAUCUGGAAUUUAUCCUGCAGAUAGUUCAUCUGAAUCACAUUAUUCAGAGAGAAGGAGGGUGGAAUGCUGUGAUAGACUGGAAAGAUGUCCUCUCUGGAGGAGAAAAGCAGAGAAUGGGCAUGGCUCGGAUGUUUUACCACAGGCCUAAAUAUGCAUUGCUAGAUGAAUGUACGAGUGCUGUCAGCGUUGAUGUGGAAGGAAAGAUAUUCCAGGCUGCUAAGGGAGCUGGCAUAUCCCUGCUUUCAAUAACACACAGGCUAUCUCUUUGGAAGUACCACACACACUUGCUACAGUUUGAUGGGGAAGGAGGUUGGCGUUUUGAAGAGCUGGACACUGCUAUUCGCUUAACACUGAGUGAGGAAAAGCAGAGACUGGAAUCUCAACUUGCAGGGAUGCCAAAAAUGCAGCAGAGACUAAAUGAACUUUGCAAAAUCUUAGGGGAAGAUUCUGUGUUUAAAACAAUGGAUAAUGGAGAACAAAUGCUUUAG
This is a messenger RNA of Python bivittatus (Burmese python), 2337 nucleotides long. It is a transcript of the gene ABCD2, whose product is annotated as ATP binding cassette subfamily D member 2. The record is from RefSeq and is a predicted model, not a curated record. Gene Ontology annotation, cellular component: peroxisomal membrane. Gene Ontology annotation, biological process: long-chain fatty acid import into peroxisome; fatty acid beta-oxidation; peroxisome organization. Gene Ontology annotation, molecular function: ATP binding; long-chain fatty acid transmembrane transporter activity; ABC-type transporter activity. Lineage: Eukaryota; Metazoa; Chordata; Lepidosauria; Squamata; Pythonidae.